AUGACUUUUGGUUGUUUCAGGCAGGCGUUGUUCUUACUGCAGCCGCGUCGAGUUCCAGGAUUUGCAUUCGCUUGGCUUGAUAUUAUUGGACAUCGGAAUUUCAUCGGUCGUCUUCUGAAAGAUAGCGCGGAUGUUAUGAAAACAUCAGCUAUGUACAUACAGUUGAUCGUUUGCCACUUGAAAUUCAUGGCACCAUUUUUACGGAACAUUCAGUUACCAAAGUCGAUCGCUACCAUGUACAGGGUAAUUCCUUCAACGGUUUUUAAUUUAAUAAGCUGGUAG
This is a messenger RNA of Gongylonema pulchrum, 282 nucleotides long. The record is from the annotation of a GenBank genome assembly. NCBI's taxonomy places the organism in Eukaryota, Metazoa, Nematoda, Chromadorea, Rhabditida, Gongylonematidae.